CAUGGCGCCGCUGCCUGUGGUCCCGCAGCCGCGGCUAGUGUCUGUUCCUGUACUGAGUUAGAAAAACGACAGAAUGAGUACAAAUAACUUAUAUUUUUAAAUCAUAUCACCGGGAAGGAGAACAUGAUGGAAUAAAUCAGACCGGGGAGGGGAUGCGGUCGCCCGCCCGCAGAGAGAGAGAGAGAGAAGGAAUUAGAGCAAAAUAAUCAAAUCCUGGGGAGGAAUUGAUAAUUAGGUUUAUUCUCAAUGAUAGUGCUUGUUAUAAUAAUGUAAUUAUGUUGGGCUUUGUGGUAUAAAGACAAAGUCAAUUCCGAGUGAGGAGCAAGGGACUGGUGUGUGUUUUGGGGCUGAACCGCGGAGUCCUUUUGAUCGUCAUUUGCAAAUCAGACAAAUUGUUUUAAGAAUUAAUUUGCAUCUUCCUUCAAAAAGUAAAUAAACAGACCCGAACACUGUGAGGAAGGGGUGUUUGAAGGUUGUGUUGAACAUUGCCCUUGGAUUUUCCCCUCCCAAAAGCAGGAACAGCAUUGAAAACGGCACUUGGUUUGUCAACGUGACUUGACAAAUGGACAUUGGCAGGAUGGACAGUGAGCCUGAGGGCAGUGGACAAGCUGCUGACUCCGGCUCCAUUUCCUCAAAACUAAAUGGUUUUACCUCUGAGUUAGAAGAUGAUGAGGACGAGGACUUGAACUGUGAUAACAGUGAUCUGGAAGUUAAUCCUUUUGAUGGGCUACCUUUUUCCUCACGGUACUAUGAUCUACUUAAACGGAGGAAAGCUCUGCCAGUCUGGAGCAUCAAAUACCACUUCAUGGAAAGUCUCGUCAACAAUAAUCUGGUAUUAGUUUCUGGUAAACUGGGAUGUGGCAAAAGUACUCAGAUUUCUCAGUGGUGUGCUGAAUAUGCCCUCUCUGCUCAGUAUCAGCACGGCAUGGUAGUCUGUACACAACCCCACAGCCUUUCUGCUAUGUGUUUGGCACAACGUGUGGCAGAUGAACUGGACUUGAAUGUGGGUCAUGAGGUUGGAUACCAUGUCCCUUAUGAAGACUGCUGCACGACAGAAACUAUUCUCAGGUACUGCACGGAUGAUAUCUUGCUCCGUGAAAUGAUGUCUGAUCCCUUGUUGCACCAUUAUGGAGUUAUAAUUAUUGAUGAGGCUCAUGAGCGGACAGUGGCAACCGAUGUUCUGCUUGGUUUAUUAAAAGACUUGCCAAGGCAGAGGCCAGAACUGAAGAUAGUGGUCAUCACAGCACCACACCUGGAAAGCAGACUUGGAAGUUACUAUGUUGGAGUACCUUUUGUAAAAGUGGAUGAUGCUGAGGAAACUUGCUUUCCUGUGGAAAUUAUAUACAGAGAUGGCCAGUUUAAGGACUGUGUUUCAGCUGCUGCACAGACGGUACUGGAUAUCCACAGGAAAGGAGAGGAAGGCAAUAUUUUAGUUUUCUUGGCCAGUGAAGAGGAAAUAACAGACUGCUGUCAAAUGAUACGGACAGAAGGGGGUGCUAUUGGGUCUCAGUUGGGUGAGCUCAUCCCCAUUCCUUUGCAUUCAGGCGUCGGAAGCAAUUUCCAAAGAAUUUAUGAAAAUUGCAAUCAAACUUAUAAGAAUUACCGGAGGAAGGUUAUCAUCACAAACUCAAUAGCAGAUUCAUCAUUUAUUAUUGAUGUCACUUAUGUAAUAGAUUCCGGACUUGAACUGAAAAAUGUAUACAAUCCUCGCAUUCGGGCUGACUCCCAGGUCAUUCAGCCAAUUAGCAAGAGCCAGGCUGAACUGAGGUGGCAGAGAUUAGGCCACACCUGCCCAGGGAAAUGCUUCCGCUUGUACUCCGAAGCGUUUCAUAAUGAGAUGCCGGAAGUUUCACCACCUCGAGUGUCUGAAACAAAUCUCAGCCACCUUGUGCUUCUGCUGAAGAGGCUGGAUAUUGCAGAUAUGGGACAAUGUGACUUUUUGGAUAGGCCAGCCCCAGAAGCACUGAUGCAGGCGCUGGAAGAUCUAGAUUACUUGGCUGCUCUGGAUGACGAUGGGAACUUAUCAGAAGUUGGAAUUAUUAUGUCUGAAUUCCCACUAGAUCCUCAACUUGCCAAAGCUCUUCUGGCAUCUUGUGAAUUUGAUUGUGUGAAUGAGAUGUUAACAAUUGCAGCAAUGGUAAUAGCAUCCCCAUGUUUUAUUGCACCACCCAGGCAUCUAGAGGAAGCUGCAGCCGUUCGCAGGAGAAUUCUUCUACAUCCUGAGGGAGAUCAUUUUACUCUCAUCAAUGUCUACAACGCAUUCAAACAGCAUAAUGAAGAUGAAACAUGGUGUCUGAAGAAUUAUCUGAGUUACUCUGCUCUGAAGCUGGCUGACGUUGUCCGCUAUGAAUUGCUUGAACUGAUGCAAAGGAUUGAACUACCUAUAUCGCCAUCGAACUUCGGACUGGAGGGAAAUGUGCUUAACAUAAAGAGAGCUCUGAUCUCUGGCUACUUCCUUAAGGUAGCAAGAGAUGUGGAUGGCUCUGGGAAUUACCUGAUGCUCAAUCAUAAGCACGUGGCUCACCUGCAUCCUUUAUCGUGUUACCUCACCAGGAAGCCUCGGCCCCGGCCACCUCCUUGGGUCCUGUAUCAGGAUUUUACCAUUUUCCAAGACAACUGCAUCAGCGUUGUCUCAGAGAUUCAUCCUGAAAUGCUGAUUGAGUUAGUACCACAAUACUACCUUAGCAACCUACCAACCAGUGAGAGCCGUGACCUCCUUACGAAGCUCCGCGAGAAGGUGACCAGCACAGAAACAGAGUCAAACGAAGAGGCAGGCAACACCUUGAAGGAAGACGAAGAAACAGAAGAGAUUGAAAAUGAGGAGCUCUGCUUGCUUCAGUGAAUGGAAAAGGAAGACAGUGGCACCUGGGGGCAAGUGAUUGGUCAUUGAAUUUAUUCGCCAAUGACAUGGGAACCUUAUCCAUCGUUUCAACAAAAUCACUUUCUUCUCGAAACUAGACAGAGGAGAAAAUGGGGAGAAUUUUUUUUUCUGUGAAUUAUAAUCUGGAAUGCGCUGGCUGAUGGUAGAAGCAGAUUCAACAGUAACUUGCAAAAUAAAUUUAACCUCUGCUUGAAAAGGAAAAAAUGUGGGGAAUGAGCACAGCAAUGAAACUACUUAAAUCAUUUUCGCAAGGAGCAAAGGCAAUAGGCUGAAUGCCUGUCUCCUCUGCUGUAUAAAGUCAUUGAGGUACUCUCAAUAGCAGGGACUCCACUGACUUCUCUUUGUCCAUUCUCCAUCAAAAUAGAAACUGAUGGGUGAUGCAGUGAGCUGGUAUACAGUCCUUUCACCUUCCAGAACUCCAUCACGUAGUAAAGGAACUACAUCGAACGCAUAUUAGUGUGAGACUACUGCAAUUUACAAUAAUAUAUUGGGAUCACUUUGUGAUAGCUGCUGUGGAGCUAAUGAAAUACUGUAUGGAUACAGGAGCAGGUACUAUACUGAUAUAGCUACGGAGCUAAAUAUUUCAGGUAGUGUAGAGGUUACAUUUCUCUGUCUCUCACAGUGCUGUAUUCAUUUUGCUUGAGCGUGAGAUUCUAACAAUGGGAAACUAUUUCAUUUGCCAAAUUUAACGUCACACUGUGAGCGCAAAAAGAUAAAAUUGUUUAAAAUGAGAAUGGUAGCACAGGCCCAAAGGAGUUUUUUUUUAAAAAAAGACUUCAGAUUUCUUCAUUAAUUCUUCUUAGAGUAUCAGGUUAUAAUAGUUCAGGAUACGGGAAUUAAAUGAAUAUUUGCAUAGAUGGUUGAUGAUGUGAAAAAGAAUCAGGUUUAAUUUUCUGAAUAGUUUUUUGUUCAAUGCUGUAAUACUCUAUUUCCCCUGUGUGUGUGUGAGUAUUAUCAUGUGUCUGGAUGUUUCAAAACUCAAAUCAGAAAGACUGACCCUUGGCAGAUUGUACAAGAGGCGUGUAAAAUCUGGACAGAAGUGAAAUGGCAAUAUAGUAAUGUCUAGAGUGUAAAGCACUAUUUGUCUUUUUAAAAGCUUAGGCAGUAUAUUGAUUAUAUAGUUAGGACAAUUAUAUUACAUGACUGGAAUAUAACUUUUCCCAUGCUGCUUUUAUAAAAAAUUAAUGGCAUUCUCAGCAUCAUUGUUGCACUUUUCAAACACUAAGCUUACUGAAAUGCAGAACAAGCUGGGGCCAGGUGUGGUGCAAGUAAACACAAGUGUAGGUUGUACAUCGUAACAAAGUUAAAUGAAUUGGCCAUGCCAAAUUUCCCAUAGUGUCCAGGGUUUGCAGGUUAGAUAGAGUGACUGCGUUCAGUUGCCCUUGUAUCCAGGGUUUGCAGGUUAGGUGGAAUGGCCAGAGGACGUUGCAGGGAUGGGGUGGGUCUGGGUGGAUGUUGGUCAGAUAUUGUUUGCUGUCCGAUAUCAAGUACUUCCUAGUAACAGAUGGGCUUAACAUUGCAGGUUUGAUUUGAUUUAUUUAUUGUUAUGUAUUUUGUUACAAAAUACAGUUAAAAGUGUUGUACAGUGUCACCACUCACUGGCACCAACUUAAAACACAGAAAAAUAAAUCAAAACAUAGAAUAAAGGAACCAUUUUUACUCAAGAAGGACAUGAGCAUGCUGCUGGAUUGAUUGCAAGUCAUGCUCUCCUACAGAACUGUGCAUUUUUCUGGAGGUGUAUUCUGAGAAUGUAACAAAGGUUGCAGUUUCCUGGCAUCUUUCUGUUUCCUGGCAUCUUUCUACUUGCUGAGUUUGUCUUUCACAUUUUUUUGAAAUUGAUUAACUGCAUCUUGGUAUGGAGUGAAGUUUGAUGUGGUAAGUGGCUGUUUAUUGCAAAACUAAACUGGUACAUUGAUGUUUUUCUGUUUUUUUUUCAUAACCUGAAUCCUCAACUGAAAUUUUAGAAACAAAACUGCGAAUUCUGGAAUCCAACCAGUUGUAGCUAACACGUUUUAUGUGUUGCACAUUUUUAGAUUCAUUCAUGUAAAUUGCAACUGUGAUUUAGUUUUUUUACUUCCUCCUUUUGUGUGUUUGUCUGUGUAGGUUUGAACUCAGUUUAUUUAGUUCUUAUUGCAGCUGAAUUAGGAUUUUUAAAUGAACCCAAAACGCUCAUUACCUUUCGGUUUCAAUUAGGCACUGCCAUAACAAGCAGUAAGUUACUAUUAGCAGAUUGGGCGUGCGUUUGCAAUCUGUCAGGACGUUGGCUAUUGCCUCCAAUAUAGAUAUUGAUAGCUUCUUGCAUUGCACUCCAAUUUAGGCUAUCCAGGAUCAACAGACAAACGGCUGAUUUGCUGCAGUGUUGGAAGUCUGUUGACUGUAGAAUUCAUUGCUAGCAGCCGCAACGCCUUGAGAGAAAACUGAAUCGAGAAAAAUAAAAAUAACUUUUUAAAAGUAGCAUUUCAACUCUUAGUGGUAAUGAUGAGCUCAGUUGUUCUAUCUUGGCAAGCUUAAAUAAGUAUGAUUUUGCUUCAGGAUUUUAAUGGUGAGAUUAACUAGUUUACCUCAAAUACAGCAUGGAUAUUAGCUUCUUAAAGUUGAGAAAUCCUGGAAUUCCCUCCCUCAGGACAUUGGUGGCCUGCCUACAGCACAUGGACUGCAGCAGUUCAAAAUAACAGCUCAUAACCAAGAAUGAGCAAUAAAUGCUGGCCCAGACAGUGAUGCCCCAAAUUGCACAAAUGCACUUAAAAAAGAAUGCUACACAACAUAUAUAUAAUUAGUACGAUUUAGUACCUUUUGAAAAUGGGCUCUGAACUUGUAGAAUUAGUGUGUUCUAAAUUGAAUUUAUAAGUAUUGUUGUAACUUGUUUAGUUCUAUGAAUGUUUUCAUAAUCAUUUCAUCUCCUUGAAGGAGAAAAAGUCUACAAUGAACUUACAGGCUGAAUGGCUGCUUUAAAACUGGUGGAGUCAGUGGUGGAGCUUCAAUGAAAAAUCCCACUGUAAUCCUCCAGGAUCUACAAAUCCAGCUUGCUGGAACGUCGUACUUUUGCCGAAUUUAAUGAAGUUGUGAGUUUGCAUUGAGAUUUAGCUUUGUAUCAGGGCUGGUGGUUGUGACAAAACCAAAGCUCAGUGUUAAACUGGUAAUUUGUAAACACAGGGACUAGAAGGGAGCUUCACAUCGAGACAAUGAAGUGUUGUCACAUCCUGCAAAGUGCCAAUUCAGGCAGUUUUUCUGAUUAUGAAAAUUUAUUGUUGAAAAAGUGACAUGGGUCAGGGAAGCCUAGGGGUGCAUUUCAAAGCUGAGUUUUACUUCACCAUUUAAGUUAGAAUGCACUUUUUUUAAUCCUCUGGUUGGGGAAAACUUGCACAUUUUUAGUCAAAUCUUUAAUUUCUUCUGCCUGCUGAUGUAAAUGUCAUGAUUUUCUUUACCAGGAAUAUUCUAUAUAUAACACUGACAGCUCCAGCAAUAAAUGAAUAGACAAAUUUAUAUCGAGCCUUGUUGCUCUGUAAUGUCAGAUACUAUGCUUCAGAUGCUUCUAAGAAUCUUUUCUCAUAAACUAAAGUGGCUUUAUAUGUAUGAAUAUUGUUUGUCAAACUUUUAUUGGAGUUCUUGCCUUGCAGGAAAGUCAUGAUUUACAGGGAAAUUGCAAAAUAAUUAGAGUGCGGCCAGAAUCCUCCAUACAACAACAACAGAUUUGUUAGUAUUUAUUAGGAUGGGUUUCAGUCAGUAAGGUCCAUUUGUGUUUAAAACUAAGGCUGUUCAACAGCCAGAAUGACCUGUAGAUUGUGUAGAACUCCAGUUCCUAAUCUAGUGAAAUCUUUGUAUAUUAUUUGUAAGGAUAGUAUAAUCAUUAGAGAUAGUAGGAAUUGCAGAUGCUGGACAAUCUGAAUGACAAGGUGUAGAGCUGGAUGAACACAGCAGGCCAAGCAGCAUCAG
Molecule: messenger RNA, 6814 nt
Organism: Stegostoma tigrinum
Lineage: Eukaryota; Metazoa; Chordata; Chondrichthyes; Orectolobiformes; Stegostomatidae
Product: putative pre-mRNA-splicing factor ATP-dependent RNA helicase DHX32
Exons: 12
Coding region: 563-2842 (759 amino acids)
Cellular component (GO): spliceosomal complex; intracellular anatomical structure
Molecular function (GO): RNA binding; ATP hydrolysis activity; helicase activity
Source: RefSeq, a predicted model, not a curated record